AUGAGCCGCCCGAACCAGGCGGAGGACUCGGAGCUGCAGGCGGAGCUGCAGGGGGCGCAGAUGAGGCUGAAGAAUGCCCAGCGGAUAACGAGCACCAAGGCCCUGCUGGGGAAGCUUCCCAGCGCAUGUGAUCGGGCCAUGGCGCAGAAGCGCAUGCAGCAGGUGAAGGGCAAGCUGGCAGAGACAAAGCGCGACGAGGCAAAGGAGAUGAAGAAGUUCACGCAGCGCUCUGCAGCCUUGCAGAAGGAAAUCAGCGUGGAUGAAGCCAAAGGCCGCAAGAAGAGUGCAGAAAAGGCAAAGUUCCUGGAAAAAGCGCAAAAUGAGCUUCUCAAAGCAGAGAAUGAGAUCGAGGCUGUGGGGCGGCAGCAGUCCGAGGUGAGUGCGGAGGCGGUGCAGCGCCAAAAUGGCCUCGCGCUGCAGAAGCAGCGGGACGCCCAGGAUUUACGACGUGCCAGCGAGAGGGCCGAGCAGAGACAGAAGCUCGCAGAUGCGGAGAAGCGGCAGAGGCGGCAGGAUCAAGAGCAGCUCCGACAUUGGAAGAAGACGUUCCAUGACGAGGUGGCCAGCGAGUCUCUGUUGGCUUCGAAGAAGCACCGGCUGCAGGAAGAGAUUGGUGAGCUUCGAGCAGACAACGCAGCCGAAGAAAGCCAACUCAAGGACUUGGCCAAGGCAGUGCGGCAAAAGGGCAGCUUGUCGGCGAAAAUGCGGAAGUUCCUCGACAAGGAGCCCGAGUUGGCCCACGCAGUGAAAGAGCGGCUCAACAUCGGCUGA
This is a messenger RNA of Effrenium voratum, 771 nucleotides long. NCBI's taxonomy places the organism in Eukaryota, Dinophyceae, Suessiales, Symbiodiniaceae. The record is from the annotation of a GenBank genome assembly.